CCGUCCGUGCCUCCCGUUCCUCUUCCUCACCCGACCCAAAGCUGCUCCCUUUCUCCUACACUGUAUCACUACCACCUCCUGCCCUGCCCUGCCGCAGCUCACGCCUCAACCUCCCCCAUCCCCUCCGCCUCUCACGCGCGACGCCGCCAUUGCCGUCCCCGCUCCUCCUCGUCGCGCCAUCGCGUCCCCGCUGCCGCCACCCCACCCCAUUGGGUUUUCAGGUUCAUGAUCCAUCUGGAGGGAUGAACGGGAGUCGACAGAUGGAACUCCACUACAUAAACACCGGAUAUCCGUACACCAUGACCGAGAGCUUCAUGGAUUUUUUCGAAGGCCUGACAUACGCCCAUGCGGAUUUUGCUCUUGCAGAUGCCUUCCAGGAUCAGGCCAAUCCAUACUGGACAAUGACGCAAACAAACUCGUAUAAGUACGGAUAUUCUGGUGCAGGAAAUUACUACAGUUAUGGGCAUGUAUAUGACAUGAAUGAUUACAUGCAUAGAGCAGAUGCUGGACGCAGAGUUUGGGAUAACCCCAUGCCUGUAAGCAAUACUGACUCCCCCAAUGUAGUCCUUCAGGGUGGUGAGGCUCCUCAUGCAAAUGCAAAUUCUACUACAGAGGAACGCAUCCAAACACCAGUGCACCAAAAUUCAAGCAGCCCGCAGGCUGUUUGGCAAGACAACAUCGAUCCUGACAACAUGACAUAUGAGGAAUUGUUGGAUUUGGGCGAGGCAGUUGGAACCCAAAGUCGUGGUCUCUCCCAAGAAAGCAUUGCAUCACUUCCGGUCACAAAAUACAAGUGUGGUUUCUUCUCGAGGAAGAAAGCACGCCGUGAAAGGUGUGUAAUCUGCCAAAUGGAGUAUAGGAGAGGGGAUCUGCAGAUGGCACUGCCCUGCAAGCAUGUUUACCAUGCCAGCUGCGUGACAAGAUGGCUUAGCAUCAACAAGGUAUGUCCUGUUUGCUUUGCUGAAGUUCCUGCUGAGGAGCCGAAGAUGAAAUGAGUUAUGGCAAUUAACCACGAAGUUCUCGCGCUCGGACUCGCACCACCACCGUUCCCCCAACUGAUGCAUGAUUUCUGCCUGAGGGCAGCUUUGUCCCCCUCUCCCUUUUAGAGUUGUAUAUUAGUACCAGAUCACCAGAUAUAGGUUAUAAGCAGAUGUAGCUGGAAGCUGUAACCCGCUUCCGAGAGGUUUGCCUUAGGCUGUAGAGUUUGACCGUGAACCAUAACCAACGUGCUAGACGGAGAUUGUGUCGAUCACGCAUGCCCGCGAGGUGCUUUUGUCCACCACGAAGGGAGUGUGCUAGUUUCUGUUAAUUCGAAUUCGAUUAAGAUUUUUGUGAACAGAGAAAAGAUUCAUUUGUAACAUCUUCUUGCUA
Lolium perenne is the source of this 1371-nucleotide messenger RNA. RefSeq names its product E3 ubiquitin-protein ligase BIG BROTHER. Gene Ontology annotation, biological process: negative regulation of organ growth; protein ubiquitination. The record is from RefSeq and is a predicted model, not a curated record. Lineage: Eukaryota; Viridiplantae; Streptophyta; Magnoliopsida; Poales; Poaceae. Gene Ontology annotation, molecular function: ubiquitin conjugating enzyme binding; ubiquitin-protein transferase activity.